UCGAAGUUUAUCAUAAAACAUGGAAGCCAGAUACAGACGAUAUAAAGGCAUAUGUAAUCUUUCUCCACGCUUUUGCAGGUCAUAUUGGUCUAUUUGAAUAUGUAUUUUCCAAGUUUAAAGAGAAAGGGAUUGAAGUCAAUGCAUUCGACCGACGCGGACAUGGCCGGACAUGCCAAAAAUAUAAUAACCCUGGCGUUACUGGGGGUUGGGAAGUAGCAAUUAAAGAUAUAUCAGAUUUUAUUUUAAAGAUGCAGGAAAGAAACACUAGAUCAGCUCCAUGUUUUUUAAUGGGACAGAGUGUGCAUAAGUUUGAUGUCAACGAAAUUUGCAUGAAUCCCAAUUUUAUUGAGGAAUAUAAAGCAGAUCAUCUUGUACAUAAAACAAUUGCACUUAAUGAAGCCAUGGACAUUGUAACUAAUGGGAAAAUGAUUUUAAAAGAACACUAUAAAAAUAUAAAAUGUCCUAUUUUGUUGAUGUAUGGAAAACAUGAUAUAAUAACAGACACUCAAGCUAUCAAGGAUUUUGAGGAAAGUAUUCGAAAUCCCAGAACCGAAGAGUCAAAUACUGAAAUAGCAAAUAACGCAAGCCAAGAUGAAACAGCAAACAAUACAGACCGAGCUGAAACAGCAAAUAAUACAGACCGGGCUGAAACAGCAAGUAAUGCAAACCAAGCCGAAAAAAUUAAAAUAAGGGGAUGGGAUAUGAAACAUGCCU
This is a messenger RNA of Racocetra fulgida, 714 nucleotides long. The record is from the annotation of a GenBank genome assembly. Lineage: Eukaryota; Fungi; Glomeromycota; Glomeromycetes; Diversisporales; Gigasporaceae.